AAUGUUAGCCAAUAGGAGCCGCUCUUGAACACUAUAAAAUAAACGCUCCAUCACACACAGACCUUCACCAGAGAGCAGCAGAACUUUGGAGUUCUGAAUCACACGGCUGGAGUUUUGUGUCUAACGCGCCAUCAGUCCUCAGGGAGCCUCCGCUAUGCCUUUCGGAAACACCCACAACCAGCUGAAGAUGAAGUACUCGGCUGAAGCAGAGUAUCCUGAUCUGACCAAGCACAACAACCACAUGGCUAAAGUGCUCACCCCUGCCAUAUAUGAGCGCCUGCGCAGCAAACAGACACCGAGUGGCUUCACGCUGGAUGAUGUGAUUCAGACUGGAGUCGAUAAUCCAGGUCACCCAUUCAUUAUGACUGUGGGCUGUGUGGCUGGAGAUGAGGAGACCUAUGAGGUCUUUAAGGAGCUGCUUGACCCAGUCAUUGAGGACAGGCAUGGAGGAUACAAGCCCACCGAUAAACACAAAACUGACCUGAACCCAAACAACCUCAAGGGUGGGGAUGAUCUGGAUCCUAACUAUGUGCUGAGCUCUCGUGUGCGAACUGGCAGAAGCGUCCGUGGCUUUUGCCUGCCACCACACUGCAGUCGUGGAGAGAGGAGAGCUAUUGAAAAACUCUCUGUGGAAGCUUUAGGUGCCCUGAGUGGAGACCUGAAGGGAAAAUACUUUGCUCUGAAAAAUAUGACUGAAGCAGAACAGCAGCAGCUGAUUGAUGACCACUUCUUGUUUGACAAACCUGUAUCUCCCCUGCUGUUGGCCUCUGGAAUGGCCCGGGAUUGGCCUGAUGCCAGGGGAAUAUGGCACAAUGACAACAAAACAUUCCUUGUGUGGGUGAAUGAGGAGGAUCACUUGCGUGUCAUCUCCAUGCAGAAAGGUGGCAACAUGAAGGAAGUGUUUAAUCGUUUCUGCACAGGCCUCACAAAGAUUGAGGAGCUAUUCAAGAGUAAGGGGCAUGCGUUUAUGUGGAAUGAACACCUGGGCUACGUCCUCACCUGCCCUUCUAACCUGGGCACAGGUCUGCGUGCAGGUGUGCAUGUCAAACUCCCCAACCUGAGUAAGCACAACAAGUUUGAGGAGGCGCUUAAGAGAUUACGCCUUCAAAAGCGUGGAACAGGUGGUGUGGACACUGCUGCAGUAGGUGGUGUGUUUGAUAUCUCUAAUGCUGACCGGCUGGGCUUCUCUGAGGUGGAGCUUGUUCAGAUGGUGGUAGAUGGAGUGAAGCUGCUGGUGGAGAUGGAGAAGCAACUAGAGAAAGGCAAAGCCAUUGAUGACCUAAUACCUGCUCAAAAGUAAAUUCAGCAACCAUCCUUCCACCUCACUCCUCCAGAAUGCCCAUUUUCAUCCCCACUCCAAAUCAACUACUAUGAGGUUAAUAAAAGAAUGUAUAUUGUAUUUAAGAUCCCUUUAUGGUGACAAAAGAAUUAAACACUCUGCCAGUUUAAUAUCUGUCUUGUUCAAAUAAAUAUUGAUGAUAAUAGAAGCUAUAAAUGAAACUAUUCAUUUGUAUAAAGACAAACUUUCCCCUGAAUUGUAUUUGAAGUUAAUUACAAUUCAGUUCAUUUUAUUCUCGUCAUUCUCGUUUGCGUAAAUAAGCCAUUUGUAGGUGUUGAAGUGGUUAUCUAAAAUGUUCAGUACAGUAUAUUCUAGGAAUAAGAGCUGUACUCUACUUGUCUGCUUAGUGCCCUUGUCUACCUUCCAAUAACCAAGGCAAGCGAAAGCAUGUAUUUUCACAAUGCUGGAGUACACACAUGCACUUUCCAGAAGAAUGGACACUUUGAGUAAUGAAGGGUAUGAAAGAACAAUUAAGCCUGCAAGUGGCAAUCUUGUACAGCUGUUUUAAUAUAAUCCAUAACUGCAAGCAAUAACAAGUAGCCCUUUAAAACAUUAGAGCUCUUGAGUAUGAGAAUUUCAACAAUGUAAUUAAAUGAAUAGCUGCAUUAUUUACAAGUGGGAAAUGGGCAUAAAAUAAAUAACACUUCAGUCUUGCAGCAUUCACACAAUGAAGGUGAACUAAAACUGGGUAGCUGGAUCACAUUCAAGUACAAGAACAGAACUCUAAUAAACUUGACUGAGGUGCAGAAUAACAAGCAAUUUAAAAGCAGAAGAUAAAAGCAAAGAUUUUUAUAUAGCCUUUAUACACAGGCUGCUCAAAACACCAAAUAUCUAUAGCAUUGCAACACUGAAGAGGAAUAAAGCAGAGGUGGGAGUAAGUCACAAGUAAGUCUCAAGUCUUAACCCUCAAGUCUCAAGCAAGUCUGAGUCAAUUUUUGUGAGAGUCAAGUCACUGCUUUAUGUCAAGCAAGUCAAGUUGUAGCUUGAGUCAAGCAAGUCACUGGCAAGUCAUACAGAUGUUUGAUGAUUUAUCUAAAUGUAUAUAUUAAAGUUAAAUCUACAGUA
Molecule: messenger RNA, 2404 nt
Organism: Tachysurus vachellii
Lineage: Eukaryota; Metazoa; Chordata; Actinopteri; Siluriformes; Bagridae
Gene: ckba
Product: creatine kinase, brain a
Exons: 8
Coding region: 155-1300 (381 amino acids)
Biological process (GO): phosphocreatine biosynthetic process
Molecular function (GO): creatine kinase activity
Source: RefSeq, a predicted model, not a curated record